GCCUUAAUCGUGUGGACGAACGUUGGAUUUAAUCGUAUAUUUGGUUAGCUGAAGUUGGAAUUCUUUAUGGAUAAUUAAAAUUUAUUGAUCCAUAUUACACCAAGGAUAUUUGCUGUUGUGUAUAACCAUGUUGCAUUCUCCACUUUCAAAUCCUUUUCCAAACAAUUGUUCUUCGACUACCACAUCAAAAUGUAACGAAUGUUUUAAACCAGAUCUCACUGUUUUGCAGUCCGCGAUACCAUUCCUUACAAAGCCAUUACUAGCGAUUGCAAGCUUCUCUAAUACAAAUGAUAUUCCAGGGUCUACGACCACAUCAUUUUCUAUCCAACCAGUAUCACGAGUGCAAGCUCAUCAGCAAAAUUUAACAUUCGGAAAUGUAAACAGUCCUAACUUAUCAGGAUCGUCUUCAUUAUCAUCAUCUUUAGUUUCUCUACAUUCCGCCCCCAACAGUUGUGUAACUAAUCAACAAAUUUCGACAUCUCCCGUAUCUGUACACUCAAACCAUGUUUCCUCUGGCUCCAGAGACUCACGGUGGCUUAAGCUGCGUGUGUGUACAUCAGUUUUGGAAAUAUCUAGCUCACCUUUGCAAAAUAAAAUCAGAUCUGAAAAAGAGCCUAUGGACAUUGAAAAUAAAUGUUCUAUAAAGUUGGAAGACACUAGUACAAAAAAUGAGUGCUCAUCUACUACAAGCUGUCAAAAUGAAAAUGAAUCAAGCUUUCAUUGCUGUGUUUUUGGAAGUACAUGUCCUUACGCCCACCCACCUGUAACUGUCCGAGUAGAAAAUGGCUAUGUAACAGUAUGUUACGACUUCAUUAAAAGGAAACUCUGCAAGUUUUCUCACUGUAAGUAUUAUCACCCCCCUCCACACCAAAUCGAAGCUAUUAUUAAACGUGGCGAUGAACAAAGGAAACUAUUGGAAAAUCAACAACGUUUGUCUGAGUUAAGAACUUCCAAUCUCAUUUCAAUGCAACCGUUGCAACAGACGCUACCGACUGGUUUACCCAUUCUCAGUUCGGUAGCUAGUUGCCCCUCAAGCCUUAGAUGGCCGCCUACUACAUUACUUCAGUCAACUGUUGGGGGAUCAGUUUAUGGAACAUAUUUAACUCCUCUAAAUUCUGUACCUGAUCCGGCAUCUCUUAGUGCAUCAGCGUUAUUAGCAGCGGCAGCUGUCCUACAACAGGCAAAUCAAGCUGCUGGUGUGUUAUCAACAUCAUCUACACUAUCUUCAUGCUCAAUAUUUCCUCAUGAUUCGGUUAUUUCAAAGUCAACAAUCAAUAAUGAUACAUCCCCUUCAGUUACUUCUGAGCAGCAACCCAAAGCUGCUAAUCUCCCAUCAGCUGUAGCUGCAUUCAUUCCUACUACGUCUGUCGAUAAUUAUGUUUCUUCAAUUGUAACAAGUAAUUCUGAAGUUGCCAGUAAUACUGCUGCUAAUCCCUUCACCUCACUUAUUCGUGCCGGUAUGAAACGUGAGGCUAAUAUUGCUUCUGGAAGUUUUGAAAAUGACUUGGAAAUGCAUAAAUGGUUACCUACAAAACGAGCAAAUUUGUCUACCUCAUCUUCAUUAGACGGAACAAGUCAAAAUAAAGAAUCAAAUGUCUUAUGUAAUGGUGACGAAAAACUGGAAAGGUCUUGCCAAAAUGGUGAAACAAAAUAUCAUAUACCUGAUUCUGGGACUUCGUUUCCUGCUAUUUUCACUUGUGCGUCUUUCAAUCCUGGGUUUACCCCGAUAAAUUCUUGUACAGAUAUAGGACCAUCUCAUGUUAAUCCUGAGGUAACGAAUAUGCUAACUCCGUUGAGUAUGAGUAUUUAUGGUCUUCCGUUUUCUUCACAACCUGCUGCAUCACUUUACACUCCAUCACAAUUCAUAUAUCCACCGUUAUAUUCCAUGAACAAUAGUUGUGAUGUGCCUAAUCCAAUGACUUCAGCAGCUGCAGCAUUAGCGCUAAAUAACUUUUUAAUACAACAGCAACAACAACAACAACUGCAGUCUCAUCAAUUGUUACGAACUCAGUUGUCGACAGUAUCGAAUCAGCAGUUACCUGGGUCUGGCUUGUAUUCAUCAUAUGUACCAUCUUCCACCUUAGCGACAGCCACAGCUUUAGCAGCAGCCCAUCAACCUCCAGCUCAUGAUGUUCAUACAAAUGCUUCGAACAAUACUUUUCAACACCAGCAACAAGCUCUGUUGUUGUCACUUAUUCUUCGAAGUCAACAAACUAAUCUGGCUGCUGCACAAGUGGCGGCAGCGGGCUAUUUGUCACAAAACGACGCUUCACGAUUACCACCGAUCCCUAAUCUUCAAAAUCAUGGCUGCGUUUUGGAUUCAUCAUGUCCGGUUCCAGGUGCAUUAGGACAUCUAUCGUCUGGACUAUAUGGAACCAGCUUUUGUACACAGAAUCCAAUGACCAAUGUGGCUUACAUUAAUGAAAAAGGCCAUUUGUUGGAAACGUUACCAAUAUGUCGUGAUUUUAAAGCUGGCAAAUGUCGUCGUAACUCAGAAUGCCGUUACGUCCAUCUAGUUGACGGUAAGUAAAGUGUUUUAUAGAAGUUUCUUAUAUAUAUAACGUGAAUUCUGUAGUUUUUUUUACCAUAACUAAGUCUAGCUGUGCUUCACUUUUUCAUCUCGACAUUAUGGAUACUACACCACUUUGGAUUCUUAAGUAGAAGUCAUUUCCCGGACAGAAACUUAAGGUAUUCACUUUCAGACUCACUACUAAUGUGUCGAGAUUGCGUGAUUGCAAAGUUUGCUUUCGCUCUAUUCACAUUGAUUUUCGCUCCUUUAACAUAAAGUGUGAUUGAUUAUAAUGAACUAACAUUACUAUUUUUCCCUAACUUAAUAGAAAAUGUGGAAGUUAAUCAAGGACGUGUGACUGUAUGUCGCGAUGCUGCUAAAGGUCGAUGCACACGUAUACCAUGUAAGUAUUACCACAUUCCUUUGUUCGCCAUUUCGGCUAAUCGAAGUAUGGCAUUGAAUUCCGCUCUGGCCAGUGUCACAGGAUUUCCUACUAUCUCCACACUUUAGAAUUAAACCAGUAAUACCUCCUGGAAAAUAUUUAUCUCUACCAAAUCUCAGAAGAUGAUUAGGUGUUUUUUAUUUUAAGGAUAGAUAUAUAUUUAUAUAAAACUGUCCACCACAUGAAUUUUGAUUUCUACUUUGCCUGAAAAAUAGAUAUCUUCUACUAAUUUCAUCUUUUGAAUUUAUCUCUUAUUUUUGUUUUGGCCAAUGUUUUAUACUGAUGUUUAUUCAAUAAUCGAAUGUCUUCCUCUAGGAUUUAUAAGAACCAAAACUGAAAUGCCUUUAAAUGGUUUGUUUGCCGUCAAUCAUGUUUCCUCAACAUUAUUUUCUUUUAAUUUGUCUCGUCCCAAAAUUUAUUCAGUAUUUCGAUCUUUUCUUUUACUUUUAUCAAUCAUUCGGUUACAGGAAUUAACUGUUCAUUUUGUAUAAAAUAUUAAAAAAUGGAAGAUGAAUAAAAAAUGUCAUACGCUUUCUUUUAUUUCAGUUACUGUAUGAUUUUUUACUGUUAAAUGUUUGACAACCUUGAAGAACUUUUACCAAGACGUAGACAUGUCUUUUCGUACACUUGAAGUGAUAAUAAUAAUACUAACAGGAGUUGAUUUAAUUUUAAGUUAGUUUCAAUUUAAUAAGUUGACAGUGAGAUGCUGAUUUAAUUUUGUUUUUUUCUGUCUGUAUGUUUCAAAAUCAACCGAUAUUCGCUUCAUGAUCUUGUUCACUGACUUUUUUGUUGGAAAAUAUUUCUAUAUUAUUCAUUUCUCUCAAUAUAUAUAAACAUUUACAAUUUAGAUUCGAAACUUCUUGAUAUACUUGUUAUUAAAAUAAUCAAUACGAAAAUUAUUACUAUAAUUAUGAUACAUACAAUGUUUCGUUUUUAUGGUUUCUAGUACGAUAAUAUUACUUUUUAUGUAGUUAGUUCGUGAUCAUAUUUUUAAUUGUGAGUUAUAAUCACUUAUUGUGUAAGUAGUCCAAGCGCUGUAUGUGCACAUACUAUUGGUAUAAUUAUUAACGUUAUGAGUAAAAGCAAUCUGUGGCGGUUUGUUUAAAUGUUUCUGAAUAAUAUUAAUUAAAUAAUAAUGGGGAAAGAUCUACUCAUCUUCAA
This is a messenger RNA of Schistosoma spindalis, 4112 nucleotides long. The record is from the annotation of a GenBank genome assembly. Lineage: Eukaryota; Metazoa; Platyhelminthes; Trematoda; Strigeidida; Schistosomatidae.